This is a messenger RNA of Clupea harengus (Atlantic herring), 2486 nucleotides long. RefSeq lists its product as uncharacterized. The record is from RefSeq and is a predicted model, not a curated record. The transcript is spliced from 9 exons. Gene Ontology annotation, cellular component: plasma membrane. Gene Ontology annotation, biological process: non-canonical Wnt signaling pathway; canonical Wnt signaling pathway. Bases 202 to 1854 code for a protein of 550 amino acids. Lineage: Eukaryota; Metazoa; Chordata; Actinopteri; Clupeiformes; Clupeidae. Gene Ontology annotation, molecular function: Wnt-protein binding; Wnt receptor activity.
CUAGGCUUUGACUGCACAGUGGUCAGAUACUAGGCUUUGACUGCACAGUGGUCAGAUACUAGGCUUUGGAAGCACAGUGGUCAGAUACUAGGCUUUGGAAGCACAGUGGUCAGAUACUAGGCUUUGGAAGCACAGUGAUCAGAUACUAGGCUUUGGAAGCACAGUGGUCAUAUAUUAGGCUUUGGUACAGUACAAGCAGCAAUGAGGAUCCUACUGUGUGUGCUCCUUGGAUUGCUGUUUGCAGUCUCUGGGGAGGGAAAAAGGGGAGAGCCUAAGACAUCCACUGGGUCUUGUGUACCGAUCACAAUACCUCUAUGCCAAGACCUGCCCUACAACCACACCCUCAUGCCCAAUAUUUAUGGACAUGCCAGUCAGGAAGACGCUGGUCUAGAGGUCCAUCAGUUCUGGCCCCUGGUGAAUAUCCAGUGCUCCCGAGAGCUAAAGCCUUUCCUCUGUUCACUGUAUGCCCCAGAGUGUGAGUCUGGGAGAACCCGCGCCCCCUGUAAGAGGACCUGCCAGGCAGCAAGACAAGGCUGUGAGCCACUGAAGAGGAAGUUUGGUUUUGAAUGGCCUGAGAAUUUCGACUGUGAGCGGUUCAGUGAAGAGACUUGUGAGGCGGUCAGUGUUACUGCCACUGGGGAGGGAAAAAGGGGAGAGCCUAAGACAUCCACUGGGUCUUGUGUACCGAUCACAAUACCUCUAUGCCAAGACCUGCCCUACAACCACACCCUCAUGCCCAAUAUUUAUGGACAUGCCAGUCAGGAAGACGCUGGUCUAGAGGUCCAUCAGUUCUGGCCCCUGGUGAAUAUCCAGUGCUCCCGAGAGCUAAAGCCUUUCCUCUGUUCACUGUAUGCCCCAGAGUGUGAGUCUGGGAGAACCCGCGCCCCCUGUAAGAGGACCUGCCAGGCAGCAAGACAAGGCUGUGAGCCACUGAAGAGGAAGUUUGGUUUUGAAUGGCCUGAGAAUUUCGACUGUGAGCGGUUCAGUGAAGAGACUUGUGAGGCGGUCAGUGUUACUGCCACUGGGGAGGGAAAAAGGGGAGAGCCUAAGACAUCCACUGGGUCUUGUGUACCGAUCACAAUACCUCUAUGCCAAGACCUGCCCUACAACCACACCCUCAUGCCCAAUAUUUAUGGACAUGCCAGUCAGAGAGAAGCUGGUGUGGAGAUGGAUCAGUUCUCCCCCCUGGUGAAAGUCAAGUGCUCCCCAGCAUUUAAGCCUUUCAUCUGUUCAGUGUAUGCCCCAGAGUGUGAGUCUAGGAGAACCCGCGCCCCCUGUAAGAGGACCUGCCAGGAGGCAAGACAAGGCUGUGAGCCACUGAUGACGAAGUUUGGUUUUGACUGGCCUAAGAAGUUCGACUGUGAGCAGUUCAGUGAAGAGACUUGUGAGGAGGUCAGCGUUACUGCCACUAACAUCAAAAAGUCAGAUCUGUCCUCAUUUCUGAAAAGAGAAGGCGUUGCAGAUUUGAGUCCGACAACCUGCCUCAGGCUUUUUUUCCACAUUGAUAGAGAUGGGUCAGGUGAUCUGAACGGGGAGGAGUACCAGGCACUGAAGAGCUAUCUCUCUGUCCUAAAACAACAGUUUACUCGCUGGCUGCUUGGACCUCGUGAAUACUCCAUGUUUGAUCGGAUUCUAAAGGAACAUGGUGUGUCUUUAAGCCAGAAGACAACAGAGGCUAUAUGGACUACUUACAGCUUUGGCAAGGAAAGCAAGUAUGAUGAUUUUGUUGCCAUGGUGGCCGGACUGAUCACCAUGAAAGGUCGGUUUGAUGCUAAGCUCUUGUCCGGUUUACCUUGUGAUUGCAAGAUAGCUGCGUUUACCUUUGAUGAGUUAAUCUACAAUACAGCCCUAUGAGCCUUCAUAUUCGCAGUGGAGAGGACAACCUGUGGUCAGCGAUCAAUAAUUUAGCUGCACUCCUGGGAUCAGAUCUUCAGAGGAAAGAAGACAACAUGAGCACCUGUUCUCUGUGUCAUUUGCUCUUUGGACUAUUACUCGAAUUCUGUUUGCAUUUGUAUUUUUGCUUUUGCUUUUGUCAUUACAUCUUUAUUUCAGACGCCAAGUUCCAUAUAAAAAUAACAGACAUACAACUAUAAAAAAGAGAGAAAAACAAAAAGAUACAACAUACAUAAUACAGUGCAUUAAAAAGUAUGAAGACUUUUGUGCCAAUGUCGUCUUAAGUUCGAAGUAAAUCGAUAGCAGCUCUUCAGAGGGUUGACCAGAGCCUCUACUAUACAGUUCUCAGACCUGUCCAGUCGACACAUGAAACCAUACAUCAAUUGUCUCAAGAGCGCCUCACAGGUUGGUACGUGCUUAGACACAAACAACUGACUAGCACUAUGCAACCUAUAGGCACAUGAAGCAGCAAUUUAAAAGCAUCAUUGUAAGCUACUUUCAGUCUGUGUAUACUCCUUUGUUAUGGAAACAGUUGGAAGAAUGUAAACAUGUGAACAUUUUUGAAUUAUAUAAUAAAAAUAAUAAAAUUAAAA